CUAUUAGUGAGCAAUUAAAAAGAGAAAUUUGUAUAUAUUAUCAAGAAAAUUUUCAAGAAAUUGCAAAUUAUUUUAGUGAAAAAAUUUCAUUGAAUAUUGAUAGGUCAUCAGUAACAAAAAUUUUACAUGAUAAAGAAAAAUGGCUAGAUGUUUCAUCUACAUCCCAUCAUAAUACUUUUCACCAUAGAAAAGUGAGGUUUCCUGAACUAGAAAAAGCAAUGAACAUAUGGAUUGGACAAGAAUUGAAAAAACUGAAUUGA
Molecule: messenger RNA, 260 nt
Organism: Entrophospora sp. SA101
Lineage: Eukaryota; Fungi; Glomeromycota; Glomeromycetes; Entrophosporales; Entrophosporaceae
Source: the annotation of a GenBank genome assembly